UCAAAUUAUGGCCAAUCAUUGACCAGAAAGAGCGCAUGCGCGUCCGAUGAUCCUCGCCUCCCCUCUGCAGUUCUGUAUCAUAGCAUAGAUAGUUCUCUUUGAGAGAAUUUUCAAGCUGCAGAGAUGACCGAUGUCCAACGCUCAUCAGAAGCUGACAGCCAAAGCCACGGAAAUGAGACACAAUGUAAUCAUUUAACAGACAUUAAAGAGAGGAACCGAGCUAUAGCGAUCGACAGAAUGUUCUAGAAUGGUCAUGUGAUAUCCGGAGACCAGUUAUGUCGCACUUUUAAAAAAUACUCUUACUUUUUUUGUGUGUUCGUCCGCCUGUCGUAUAAAUAAAAUGUGUUCAACUCUUAAAAAGCUUUUUGGUGUUUUAAAGGGUUAUAAAUCAAGUCACGUUUCGAUGACACGUCUUUAAUGCAGUAUUUUUCUCAUUGUUAAAGGCGCGAGGGCGAAGGAGGGAGCACGUGAGGAGUCUCGUCCAAUGGGAUUGCGCGCUUUCAGCAGGAGGGUAUAAAUACCAGGCGGUUGCUGUUAGAGACGUCCGCCAUUGAUGACUAACCUUUCUAAGAAACAGAUUAUUUAAAACGCAUAUAUACUGUGUUAGCUUGUUCUGUUGGCGUUGAAAAGUAGAUUAAAAACGAAAUCGUGAAAAUGUUUUCUUGGAUGCUUUUUUCCGGGCGCAAAGCAUCAACAAGACUUCUUGGUUGGUGAAGUUUUCCAGCAGAGCUACUCCGGCACUGCAGCGUCUGUCUCAGUUCGCCAGUUUAAACUUUGUUUGUGCCAGAGACGGAAAGUGGCGCAGGCAGUGGAAGUGUAAUACACGCAGAGCUAACUAGGCGUAACUGCAAAAACCCUUUCCACACCUGUCACUCCCUGAAUCAGUCCAGACGAUGUCUGACGCGAAACCCCCACAUAAUUUCAUCAUGAAUGGAAAUCCCCCUCCCCCUGAGUACAAGAACCCCAAGAAGCCUGGACGCCUCACCAACCAACUGCAGUAUCUAGAGAAGGUGGUGAUUAAGGCCCUGUGGAGACAUCACUUCUCCUGGCCCUUUAGACAGCCUGUUGACGCUGUCAGACUUAAUUUGCCAGACUAUUAUACAAUCAUCAAGAACCCAAUGGACUUGAGCACCAUUAAAAGGCGCCUUGAGAACAAUUAUUACUGGAAGGCAAUGGAGUGUGUUGAAGACUUCAACACCAUGUUCACAAACUGUUAUGUGUAUAAUCGGCCAGGAGAUGAUAUUGUUCUGAUGGCACAAGAUCUUGAGAAGCUUUUCCUGGAGAAGGUGGCACAGAUGCCUCAGGAUGAGUGUGAGAUCUCUGCUCUGACCAAUAAAGCUCCUGUCAAAGGAGGGAGGAGGCCAGCAGGGUUAAAGAUGAGGCCACAGUCUCCAGUGUCUGAGGUGGUCUUCCAGCAGACCGUGACUGUCAUCCCUUCUGAUGCUCUCCACACAAUUCCCUCUGCCCCCUUGUCUGCUCAUCUCAAAGCCAAAUUGAAAAAUGGUGUGAAAAGGAAAGCAGACACUACAAUCCCUACUGCAUCUUCCAUCACUGAGUCGUCCCCUUGCAUAACAGAACCAAAAGUCCUUAAGUUAUUCUCCAGACGAGGCAGCAGCCGACCCAUCAAACCCCCCUGUAAAGACCUUCCUGAGUUACCACCACAGCAUCAGGUGGGCAGAAAGACCAAACUCUCAGAGAGACUUAAAUACUGCAAUGCCAUCCUGAAAGAGAUGUUUGCCAAAAAGCAUACAGCAUAUGCCUGGCCCUUUUAUAAACCUGUGGAUGCGGAGGCACUGGGACUUCUUGAUUAUCAUGAAAUCAUUCAUCAGCCCAUGGAUCUGGGUACCAUCAGAAAAAAAAUUGAAUCUCACGAGUACACAGAUGCAUUACAAUUUGCUGCAGAUAUGCGGCUUAUGUUCUCAAACUGCUACAAAUACAAUCCACCUACCCAUGAGGUAGUGACCAUGGCCAGGAAACUCCAGGAUGUUUUUGAGUCACGCUUCUCGAAGAUCCCUGAUGAGCCAAGGAAUUCAGCCUCAGUUCCCGGUCCUAACAGAACGAAGAAGGAGAAAUUAGAGAGAGCAGACAGUCCAUCCAGCUCUGAGAGCAGUGACAGCGAAUCGUCUUCUCCAUCAGACAACUCCUCAGACUCUGAGGAGGAGAAUGAAGAAGAGAGGGCUCAGAGACUCGCCAGCCUGGAGGAACAGCUGAAAGCAGUGCGAGAGCAGCUGCAGUUACUGACCCAAACACCUCUCCUAAAACCAAAGAAAAGAGAGAAGUCCAAGAAGAAGAGAAAGAAGGAGAGAGAGUCCAAGCGAAAAGGUGAAGAAAUGAAGAAACCAGCAAAAAUACAGAAGAGGUCCAACAGCAACAAGUCAUCAGGGCGGAACAAGAAGAGCAGAGAAUAUGAUUCUGAAGAAGAGAUUAAUGCUUUGCCCAUGUCUUAUGAGGAGAAACGGAGACUGAGCCUGGACAUUAACAAGCUUCCUGGAGACAAGCUUGGCAAAGUAGUGCAAAUUAUCAAGGCGAGAGAGCCUCUCCUCAAGGACACGGACCCUGAGGAGAUUGAGAUAGAUUUUGAGAUGCUCAAACCUUCAACGCUUCGAGCUCUUGAGUGCUACGUCAUGACAUGCCUUCGGAAGAAACCAAAAGAAAGAGACCGUAAAAAGCCACAAAAGAAGUCUAAAAACAAGGAAACUGAGAAAGAGCUACAAAACAUAACUGGGGAACCAAUCUCCAAUAAAAAGGCCAAGAUUGAAUCAGAGGGCGAGUUUAAAGACAUGACUCGUGUGUCUCACCAGAGCGACAGCAGCAGCUCGUCUAGCUCUGACAGCAGUAGUAGUGACUCUAGCUCCUCUGAUAGCUGUGACUCUGAUUCAGAAAAGAAAACUAAGAGGAAGCAAAGCAAAGCCCCUCGUCAUGCCAACAAAGUUAAAAGCAAGGCAUUGCAGCAGACAGCUGCUGCUGGGGUAAAGGACCAUUUACUUGAUGUGACGUGCCAGUCUCAUCCAGUCUCGGAGACAGACUCCAAAGACCGGUUUGUGUCACAAGCAAAGCAGCCUGCCGAGGACGCCACCACCGCAAUCUCAGCCUUACACAGCCAGCUACCUCCUCAGCUGUCCAGACCUAGUGGCAAAGCUGCCCCUCUACCUCUUAAAACCUGGACUGCACCGUUACCGCUCAAUCUACCUCUAGACCAGCCCCCCUGCCCUUUACUCAACACUUCCUCAUCCCCCUGUAAGGAUCGCUCAACAUUUCCACCCAAAUGCUCCCCUGGUUCAAUCACCCCACACCCACCAGUCUCACCCCCUGCAGACCAAACAUUCUCCCAUAGUCCCUCGCACAAUCCUGCACAUGCCCCCCAUAUCCCUGACCUACAGGAUUCUCAGAUUGGCUCCCCCUCACCUGCUGUUGCAGAGGAGCCUCCACAUAAGUCUGAGCAGGAAGAUAUUCCUCCUCUUCUGUCACCACUGACCUCACCUCCUACAGUCAUGCCUGUCACAGGAUUACUGCCUACCUCCAACUCUCAAUUUGAGCAUUGUAGAUUGCUGUCACCUCUGCAGGAGAGUCCAUUAACCAAUAUGAAGGAUGAGCAGGGCUGCCUAGAAACACUAGAAGAGCCCUCCUUUCAGCUGCACAAAAAGCCUGGAGCUAAACACGAUAGCAGUGAACUAUGGAAGUCCAUUCAUGAUGCCAAAUCCAAUUUGCCUAAAAAGGAUAUUGUCCUGAAGAAUGCAGACUCCUGGACAAGUCUGGGUAAGAUGGCUGCACAAACUCCUUGCACCAUCAAGUCAUCCAAGGAGAGUUUCCAGCAGUUCCGUAAGGUUGCCAUGGAGAAAGAGGAACGAGAGCGAGCUCGUAAACUGCAGUUGGAGGCUGGCCGAGAGAAGAGCAGCACAGAUAAAAACAGUGUGAUGCAGCAGCUCCAAAAGACCAAGUUGGACUGCCAACCUUCAAAGCCAGAAGUGGAGUCAGCAGAGCUGCCACUGAUGGCGGCCAUCUUGGAUACCCCUACAGUCCCUGAGUCAUGCACUCUUCCACAGAAUUCUGUGGACCAAGAACGAGAGAUGGCUCGCAAGAGAGAGCAGGAGCGCCGCAGGAGGGAGGCUAUGUCAGGAAUCAUUGACAUGACCAUGCAGAGUGACAUAAUGGCAACCUUUGAGAAGAACUUGGACUGAGAUAUAAACUAAUACAAUUAUUUGGUUGUGUACAUUGUGCUACUGUUCGGUGAACAGUGUGGACUGUCUUGUCCCUUCCCUAACUUGUUCUAAGAGUCCUGGUGACUGAAACGGGUCUUAGUCUUUUCAUGGACGAAAAUACUGAAAUAUAGCUGCAUCACUUUACAUUUGUACUAAAUUAGCUCUAGCAAAAAAAAAAAAAAAAAACAGUAGUGGACCAUGUAAAAUGUUGCAAGUCCAAUAUGCACACCAUUAACAGUGUUUUGUGUGUAUAUUCCUGAUUUUUUUAUUUUUUUUUGUUCUGUUUUUUUUUUUUUUUUUUGAUGACUUGGAUUUGCCUGCACUGAAAUGCUGCCAAAGUGUCUAAGGCAGUUUUGAAAGAGAAACAUGUUUGACGUUUUACAACAGUCUUUGUGUUCUUUAACAUGUUUAGUAGUUCAUUUUGUUUUAUACUGAACAAUUGUGUUUACAUCUCUUGAAUAUUAUUGUAAUCGAAUCUUUGACACAUUCCAUCAACUCUUCUGCUUUAUGAAUAAUGCAUAGCUGGUCGUUUUGCGCCAGCUGUUGAUAGAACUGUAAGGGUAUUAGCUGGUAUUUCAUGUAUUUGACUUAUUGCAGUAAUUUAAACAGAACAUGUACUGACUGAGUUAAGCUUGUCCUGUUUAAGUUAUCAAAACAAACAAAAACAAAAAUUCUGUAGUGUCAGAAAUGUAAUAUUAGCAUGUGUGUUAAAGUAAUAUUUAGUAUUUUGUUACCCGGGACAGCCAAUUUUAUAGGUGUCUGCCUUCAAUGAAUGGGACUUCUUUAGAUAAGUUUUUGCACUUCCUGUAUUUCUAUUUGUAUCCAUUUGGAAGUGUAGUGCCAUGAAGUUCCUCUCUUGGAGAUGAUAGGCAGUUCUUUGUGCCUAAAGUCAUGGAUUCUCCGGAGCUAUGGUGAUCUGAUGAUUGUACCGCACUGAAGGCAUGUUCAAUAUUGUUUUUCUGACUGUAAUGGUUGUGGCAGUUUUCCAGUGGUCUCUUCCUGUAAAUGAUCAUCACAAGCACUUUAUUCAUUCUACCACCAUGCUGAGGUGUCACAAGCUAUCGAGGAAAAGACUAAUAUAUUGUUUCAAAAAGAUCACAUUCUAAAAGUUAAAUCAAUAAAAAAAAAAAAAAAGUA
Messenger RNA from Myxocyprinus asiaticus (Chinese sucker), 5336 nucleotides. Its product is annotated as bromodomain testis-specific protein-like. The coding region runs from base 894 to 4178 and encodes 1094 amino acids. Lineage: Eukaryota; Metazoa; Chordata; Actinopteri; Cypriniformes; Catostomidae. Gene Ontology annotation, cellular component: nucleus; chromatin. The transcript has 21 exons. The record is from RefSeq and is a predicted model, not a curated record. Gene Ontology annotation, biological process: positive regulation of transcription elongation by RNA polymerase II; chromatin remodeling.